This is a messenger RNA of Ilyonectria robusta, 1052 nucleotides long. RefSeq lists its product as uncharacterized. The transcript has 3 exons. The record is from RefSeq and is a predicted model, not a curated record. Bases 87 to 671 code for a protein of 194 amino acids. NCBI's taxonomy places the organism in Eukaryota, Fungi, Ascomycota, Sordariomycetes, Hypocreales, Nectriaceae.
GCCCGUCAGUCACAGUAGACCUCGGCGGCGCGAAACUCGGCGAUCAUUCCAAGUUUACUGAUAAGUAUGGCGGGAAAGCGAUUCAGAUGAGUCCUCCGCCAAGAGCAGAAGCGAAUUUCACCGUUGACGUCGAGGCACCUCGGGAAAUCUCGACAGGCGAACUCGCCCAGCUUAUGGCAGACAUUAACUGUGGGGGGGAGGACACAGGUCCCCGUCUCCAGAUGUUCGUCAACGACCGGUCUGUUUUCGACCAAGAUCUUGUCCCUACCGACGGCACGUUCCAACAGGUGACGAGUGAGAACUUCAAGUCGGAGCCGAAUCUGAGGAUUAAAAUGGUCCAAACCAAUGGGGAUGAGAGCAUUGAGAUUGUCGUCAAGGAUGCUAAGAUACAGGCUGUGGUUGGCUCCUCGAGGACGAACUCGGCUGGUCAGGGAACGGAAACUGGCGGUUCUGGUUCUGGUUCAGGUUCCUCUGGCUCUGGCUCUGGUUCUGACUCGGCUGCACCAACUGGAACUGGCGCUGCCGCACCAUCUGGCACUGGGUCUGCUGGAGCAACAGGCACUGCGUCGGCUGCACCAACCGGUUCUGAUUCUGCGGCGGGUAGACAUGAUUGUACGGCGAAUCACGGCGUCUUAUAUCUCAUAUCUCUUGUCGCGGCGUUUUUAUUUUAGAAGAUGUGAACAGGGGCGACGGGUGGUCAAAGUCCAGGAAAUCGGUUAGACUGGACUUUAGACUGGACUUGAAGAGGUCGAGGAGGCGUUCUGGCCUAGGUGUCAGCUUGUAAGGGGUUUUGGGAAGACUACAGGGACACAGGUGAUCUACCAAGCCUCUGGGGAUUGCGGGGGAGGUCUCCUGUGAGUUUUGCUAUCUUUCUACCUCUGAGCAAGCUGCCUCUGAUAUGGGAUAUGAUACAUAGGUACUUGCAAAGUUUAUUCAACUCCAGUGCAGUUUUUGUUACUAUAGAUACCUUGAUAGGCCUGCCCUGCUUCUGAGUCCCUCGAUUCGAAAGGCGACGCUGGUUUUGUAGGCUAGGUAUUGAAUAUCGAAAUCAA